Molecule: messenger RNA, 1632 nt
Organism: Brassica napus (rape)
Lineage: Eukaryota; Viridiplantae; Streptophyta; Magnoliopsida; Brassicales; Brassicaceae
Product: serine/threonine-protein kinase PCRK1-like
Exons: 4
Coding region: 222-1535 (437 amino acids)
Biological process (GO): protein phosphorylation
Molecular function (GO): protein kinase activity; ATP binding
Source: RefSeq, a predicted model, not a curated record
UUGAUAGUGAGCAAGCAAGAGGCUUGGAGACAAAAUAAAAAAGCGUAUAUGGGUUGGUAAGCGGCAAAUCCAGCUGCCAAUGCCUAUUUGACUUCCCUAUUAGAUCAUGGUGAGCUCGUCUUCUUCUUUCUUCUCUCUCUCUCUCUCUCUAAAAGUUAUUGCUUUAAAGAUCUCUCAAUCAUGAACAUGAAGACCCCAAUCACAACAUUCCAUUCCUCCUCAUGAAUACUUCUACAUCAGUGAGGCGAUUGGUUUCCUCAAAGACAAUGAAAUGUUUCCACUUCAGCAAAGACAAAUCUCAGGAUGAAGUCAAGACUAAAAAAUGUGAUUCAAUACGAUCUUCUUCCAUUGCCAGAGGAGGAUCAGUGGGGUCUGAGUUUAACUCACAAACAAGUACUACCACUACUACUACUUCCUUACACGUCCUCUCUGAGACACACAUUAACAACCUCAAAGUCUUCCCCCUCGAUGACCUCAAAACCGCUACCAACAACUUCAGCAGGUCCUUGAUGAUCGGCGAAGGCGGCUUUGGUGGCGUGUUCCGCGGCAUCAUUCAAAGCCCUGAAGACCCUCGUAAAAAGAUCGAAAUCGCAGUGAAACAGCUCAGCAGAAGAGGCUUACAGGGGCAUAAAGAAUGGGUGACAGAAGUGAACGUGUUGGGAGUAGCGGAGCAUCCGAAUCUCGUGAAGCUGAUCGGUUACUGCGCUGAAGACGAUGAGAGAGGGAUCCAACGGCUGCUUGUUUACGAAUACGUACCGAACAGAAGCGUUCAAGACCAUUUAUCUAACCGUUUUGUACUCACUCCUCUCCCUUGGUCUACUAGAAUGAAGAUUGCUCAAGACACUGCUCGUGGACUCGCUUAUCUUCAUCACGGCUUGGAGUUUCAGAUUAUCUUUAGAGACUUCAAAUCUUCAAACAUUCUUCUUGAUGAGAAUUGGAACGCAAAGCUCUCUGACUUCGGACUGGCUAGAAUGGGACCUUCUGAUGGAAUCAGUCAUGUCUCAACCGCGGUUGUAGGGACCAUUGGUUAUGCAGCUCCGGAGUACAUCCAAACAGGACACCUCACGGCCAAGAGCGACGUGUGGAGCUAUGGAAUCUUCCUCUACGAGCUCAUCACAGGAAGACGGCCGUUCGACAGAAACCGACCAAGAAACGAGCAGAACAUCUUGGACUGGAUCAGACCACACUUGGCUGAUAUCAAGAAGUUCAAGAUGAUCGUCGACCCAAGGCUAGAAGGAAACUACUACCUCAAAUCUGCUUUGAAGCUAGCUGCGGUUGCGAACCGGUGUUUGAUGGUGAAGGCCAAGUCUAGGCCAACGAUGAGUGAGGUUUCAGAUAUGUUAGAGAGGAUAGUGGAGACUUCGGCGGAGGAGGUUUCUAGUGAUGUGCCGUUGAUGAAGAGCUUGGCGCCUAAAGAUGCGUUUGAGGCGACAAGGAGAGAGAGGGUUAAGAGAAGAUUUGUUGAAGUUUUAAUUGGGGUUAAUGGUUGUCCUAAUCUGCCUACUUGGUCUCCUAAACUUGUUACUUCUCUUUGAUUCUUGAUAGAGAAGUAGAGAACAAACAACUCAAAUUCAAAACGUGUGUGUUAUAUGCCUAAUAUUUUAUUACACUGCCAUUAUAACCUUUUCAGUA